CCCACAUUCGUCCAUUCAUCCAAGCCCGGACAUACUAUGCUCGCCUCACCGUACCAAUCCUCGCAAGCUUUCUUCCGCUUCUCGACCGAAUUCCGCGGCCCGCGGAUUUCUGUUCCAACGUCUCCCUCGACCGUCUCUCCAAGGCUCCGACCGCCACGUGUCAUCGCAGCCCACAGCUCGGCCGAUAGACAGACGCCGCCGCCUCCCGCCCCCGCCUCGUCCGCAAUGGCAUCCACCGCGUCCCUCUACGAUGUCCUCGGCCUAUCAACUGGAGCCACGUGCCAGGAAAUCAAGGCUGCUUACCGUAGGUUGGUCCGCCUCUGCCAUCCCGAUGUCGUGGCGACCGAUCGUAAGGACAGGUCCGCGGAGCAGUUCAUGAGGAUCCACGCGGCUUACUCCACGCUGUCCGAUCCUGAGAAGCGGACCGACUACGAUCGGAAGCUUCUCCUCAACCGUCCGUUUCCUUCCUCAUCUUCCUUCAAGGCUUCUAGUUUUAGCGGGUACGGUCGACGGACAUGGGAGACGGAUCAGUGCUGGUAGUCAGUCAACGGCUUAUAAUUAAUUAUUUGGGGUUAAUCAGGAUUAAGGAAAAAAUCGGUGAUUUUCUAUCUUAACAAAGACACAGGAGGUUUUGCACAGACGUCCGUAGCAUGGAGAGAUCCUAUCUUGCGCGGGGGUGCAGUAAGACCGCAGCCGUUAGAUUGCGUCUUAAUCCCGUAGCAUUUUAUGAAAAGUCGUGUGCAAGCCGUGACUAGGACGGAAGUAUCUGACUGAGUGCGCAAGGCUCCACUGGUCGCAUAUAGUGGUAAAUGAUUUGUAAUUUGUAAUAUUCGUCGAAACAUGGAGUGAUGGAAUCCUUGUAAAUGUAUACAAUAAAUUACGGUUUUAGAA
Molecule: messenger RNA, 891 nt
Organism: Magnolia sinica
Lineage: Eukaryota; Viridiplantae; Streptophyta; Magnoliopsida; Magnoliales; Magnoliaceae
Product: chaperone protein dnaJ 11, chloroplastic-like
Exons: 1
Coding region: 37-540 (167 amino acids)
Source: RefSeq, a predicted model, not a curated record